UUUUCUUAAUUGCACUCACUAGCCUCAUGCCUAUGCAACAGUUCCCCGUAGAAAAAAAAGUCCAUAAAGUGAAACAUAACAUGCUGCUAUUUUAAAAACCUUACCUUCAAACCUAAAUCUCACAGUUCCGAGUUCUCUAAUUCUUGACUCCGUUGGGUUCUUAAUCCACUUAUAUCCCCAACUAGAAUCAGAAUUACUUUCUUUUCUCCUUUAACUUGUUCAAUUCAUUGGCAUUCUUCUAAAAUGAUUAUUAUAGCACGCCUUAUGUUUCUUCUUGCAUUGUUUCUUUUACUCGUAACAAAUACAGGCCAAAUGGUAUUUGCACAAGAUGACAAUAAUGUUAGAGAUGCUUGCAGUGUGACAAGGUUCCAAAGCCUUUGUGUUCAGACGCUAGGGCAUUUUUCCCGCACUGCAGGAACAAGCCCCAGCAAGUGGGCACGCGCGGGAGUAUCCGUGUCAAUAGGCGAGGUCAAGAAUGUUGAAGCAUAUCUAGCACAAGUGAAACGUCAAGGACAAUUGAAGGGAAGAAACAGUGUUGCCCUUUCAGAUUGUGUUGAAACUUUUGGCUAUGCCAUUGACGAGCUUCACAAAUCACUUGGCGUGCUAAGGAGCCUAAGCAAAAGCAAGUUCAGCACCCAAAUGGGUGACCUCAACACGUGGAUCAGUGCAGCACUCACUGAUGAGGUGACUUGCCUCGAUGGGUUUGAAGGCAGCAAGGGGACCAAUGUUAAAUUGCUGCAAAACCGGGUUCAGAAUGCGUCUUACAUCACAAGUAACGCUCUUGCUCUCAUCAACAAACUUGCCACUGAAGGUCUGGGAAGCAUCAAUGAUCCAUAGAAGUUCUGAAAUUGGUAAAAAAAGUAUAUUUGUAAUUCUCUAAAUUAAGGAUUGUAUCAUAUAUAAAUAAGCUGUGAACAAGUGUCUAUAGAUACUAUAUAACAGUGGUUUUAUGUGUCUAAAUUAAAGAUUGUAUACUUGUUUUUUAAUGAUCCGGGAAAUGUGACCACAUGUGAGAUAUGUUAACGUUUCGAUAUGUGGUUUUACUAGAACUAUGAUGCUGCUUGCUCUUUGUAAAUAUGAAACGCAAUAGUAAAAGCUGUUCUCUCGUUGAAGUUAUUAUUUA
Glycine soja is the source of this 1123-nucleotide messenger RNA. Its product is annotated as pectinesterase inhibitor 6-like. Gene Ontology annotation, molecular function: enzyme inhibitor activity. The transcript has a single exon. Gene Ontology annotation, biological process: negative regulation of catalytic activity. Lineage: Eukaryota; Viridiplantae; Streptophyta; Magnoliopsida; Fabales; Fabaceae. The record is from RefSeq and is a predicted model, not a curated record. Bases 244 to 837 code for a protein of 197 amino acids.